Molecule: messenger RNA, 1370 nt
Organism: Budorcas taxicolor (takin)
Lineage: Eukaryota; Metazoa; Chordata; Mammalia; Artiodactyla; Bovidae
Gene: RSRC1
Product: arginine and serine rich coiled-coil 1
Exons: 10
Coding region: 141-1145 (334 amino acids)
Biological process (GO): alternative mRNA splicing, via spliceosome
Cellular component (GO): nucleus; cytoplasm
Source: RefSeq, a predicted model, not a curated record
GGUGGAACCAGGAAGGCGGUGAGCUUAAACUGAAGCAAGGUCGGUGAACGCCGGCGGCGCCCAGAUUUGAAGAAACAUUUCUAGGUCUGCGGCGCUUGCAAGUCUACUGGAGGUGUAAGCCCGAAGGCCGGAAUCCAGAAAUGGGCCGCCGGUCAUCAGAUACUGAAGAAGAAAGCAGAAGCAAGAGGAAAAAGAAACACCGUAGACGAUCUUCUUCCAGCAGUUCUUCAGAUAGUAGAACGUACAGCCGAAAGAAAGGCGGAAGGAGAUCAAGGUCAAAGUCAAGAUCUUGGUCCAGAGAUCUUCAGCCUCGCUCCCAUUCUUAUGAUAGAAGACGCAGACAUCGAUCAAGCAGUAGCUCUUCUUACGGCUCUAGAAGAAAACGAAGUCGAAGUCGUUCACGGGGUCGAGGAAAAUCAUACAGAGUUCAGAGGUCUAGGUCAAAAAGCAGAACAAGAAGGUCCCGAUCAAGACCUCGGCCACGUUCCCAUAGUCGAAGCAGUGAAAGGUCAAGUCACAGAAGAACACGUAGUCGGUCUCGGGAUAGAGAACGACGUAAAGGCAGAGAUAAGGAGAAAAGAGAAAAGGAAAAGGAUAAAGGCAAGGACAAGGAAUUACACAACAUCAAACGUGGGGAAUCUGGAAACAUCAAAGCUGGAUUAGAACAUCUGCCACCAGCUGAACAGGCCAAAGCAAGACUGCAGUUGGUUUUAGAAGCUGCUGCAAAAGCUGAUGAAGCAUUGAAAGCCAAAGAAAGAAAUGAAGAAGAAGCAAAGAGAAGAAAGGAGGAAGACCAAACCACCCUGGUAGAACAAGUAAAAAGAGUCAAAGAAAUUGAAGCCAUUGAAAGUGAUUCUUUUGUUCAGCAAACAUUCAGAUCAAGUAAAGAAAUCAAAAAGUCAGUGGAAGCUAGUGAAGUGAAGCAUGCAGCAGCCACAUCAGGACCAGCAUCAGUGGCGUCUGAUCCACCGAGUACCGAGAAGGAAAUAGACCCAAGCAGCAUCCCUACUGCUAUCAAGUACCAAGAUGACAAUUCUCUGGCUCAUCCAAAUUUAUUUAUUGAGAAAGCUGAUGCUGAGGAAAAAUGGUUCAAGAGAUUAAUCGCUCUCCGACAAGAAAGGCUAAUGGGCAGUCCUGUGGCCUAAAGUAAUAUUCAUGUGGUUGAAUUAACAGUAACAUUGGAAAUUUAGGUUUUUAAAUCCUAGUAUUAACUUUUUACUCUUAAAAAUAAUUUAGCUGAUUAUAUAAAAAGGGUAAUCUCAUUUCAUUCUUUUCUCAUGUAGGCUCUACUAGUUGUUGAUUUGAACUUAAUCAAACAUUGUGAAUAUUGAAACUAGUAUAAAGUUUAAGAAUGCAUGAAAAUGUCAUAC